CGGAGCCAAUCGAAACGCGGGGCGCUUUCCUUCGGCAGCGCGCGCACGCGCGGGCGGGCGGCCCGGCGCGAUGGACCCUGCGGGUCCCAGCGCCCAGGCUCAGGCCAAGCCGCCGCCACCUGAGGCGUGGCCGGCCGUCAACUCCGAGGAGGAGCUCUACGACUGCCUGGAUUACUACUACCUGCGCGACUUCCCGGCCUCCGGGGCCGGGCGCAGCAAGGGCCGGACGCGGCGCGAGCGGGAACGGCGCACCAACCGGCCGGUGCCCGGCGGCCACGAGCGCAAGAUCGCGCAGAAGCUCGUCAACGGCCAGCGCAAGCGUCGCCAGCGCCAGUUGCAGCCCCGGCCGCGCACUCGCCUCGCCUGAGCGCCGGAUACCCGAAGGACCUGAUAAAAGUAUUUUCUCUGACUCCAGCUGUAACUGGUCCUAAGGGGGAGAGAAUCCAUGUUGGUCAACAGAACUUUCCGACAUCGCUUAAGUUUACUGCUUCAGUAUCUUUUCCUUACUGAUUAUUAAUUAAGUAACAUCCAAGUGGGUAUACCUUUUUAGGGUUUUGAAUUAAAAGAGAGCAGCAAGAAUGGCA
Ceratotherium simum simum (southern white rhinoceros) is the source of this 584-nucleotide messenger RNA. It is a transcript of the gene NUPR2, whose product is annotated as nuclear protein 2, transcriptional regulator. The record is from RefSeq and is a predicted model, not a curated record. Gene Ontology annotation, biological process: regulation of transcription by RNA polymerase II; negative regulation of cell population proliferation; negative regulation of cell cycle. Lineage: Eukaryota; Metazoa; Chordata; Mammalia; Perissodactyla; Rhinocerotidae. Gene Ontology annotation, cellular component: nucleus.